CACUCAUUCAUUCUCUGCAACAAAAAAAGCUCUCUCAUUUUCCUUGGAUAAUUUAAGUAAAUUAUAAUUUCAAAAAAAGAAAUAAGUAAAAUUAAUCUAUUAAAAAAAAUUAAGCAAGUAUUUUAGAAAAAGGCAGCCUACAACCCUUUAUUCUGAUUAUUUUAGGAUCACUAUAAAAACCCCGUUCUAGGGUUCCUUCUCUUCCUUUCUGUGAUUCAAAUCCCCAAUUUGAAGCCACCUGCCUGCCCCUUUCUCAAUUCGCCGGAAUGAAGCUCAUCGUCAAAACCCUAAAAGGCAGUCACUUUGAAAUUAGGGUUCAGCCCAAUGAUACCAUUAUGGCUGUGAAGAAAAACAUAGAAGAUAUACAAGGGAAAGACAAUUAUCCAUGUGGGCAACAGCUGUUGAUUCAUAAUGGGAAGGUUUUGAAAGAUGAAACUACUUUAGCUGAAAAUAAAGUAUCUGAAGAUGGUUUUCUGGUUGUCAUGCUUAGCAAGAGCAAGUCUUUGGGUUCAACUGGAGCCUCUUCUGCUCAGCCUGCUUCAUCAACUCCAUCUACCACUGUUCCUGCUUCGGCACCUUCUUCAAAUUCUACACCUGCCACAGGAGCUCCUGCACAAGCAUCUCAACAAACCGAUACCUAUAGUCAAGCUGCUUCGAAUUUAGUUGCUGGUAAUAAUCUUGAGCAGACUAUCCAACAAUUGAUGGAUAUGGGUGGAGGCAAUUGGGACAAAGAAACUGUAACUCGUGCACUUCGAGCUGCUUAUAACAACCCAGAGCGAGCAGUGGAUUAUCUAUAUUCUGGGAUUCCUGAAUCAGCAGAAGUGGCAGUGCCAGUGGCUCGUUUUUCUACAAGUCAGACUACUGAAACUGGUGCUGCCCCUGCUGCUCCUGUUUCAGGGGCUCCUAAUUCUUCUCCUUUGAAUAUGUUUCCUCAGGAAACACUUUCUGGGGCUGCUGCUGGUGGAGAUGGAUCCCUGGAUUUCCUCCGGAACAACCAACAGUUCCAAGCGUUGCGAACAAUGGUGCAAUCGAACCCACAAAUUCUGCAGCCUAUGCUACAAGAGCUUGGAAAGCAGAACCCCCAGCUUUUAAGACUAAUUCAAGAGCAUCAUGCAGAAUUUCUUCAGCUAAUAAAUGAGCCUCUUGAAGGUUCGGAAGGGGAUAUAUUUGAUCAGGCUGAACAAGAAAUGCCUCAUGCUAUCAAUGUUACCCCGGCAGAACAGGAGGCCAUUGAGCGACUUGAAGCAAUGGGAUUUGAUAGAGCCCUUGUGAUUGAAGCCUUUUUGGCUUGUGACCGAAACGAGGAAUUGGCAGCAAACUAUUUGUUGGAAAAUGGUGGAGAUUUUGAGGACUGAAGGUGGAAUCUUAACUUGGUUUGAUUCAUAGUUUUGAUCGAAGUAGAUGGAUAUGAGUUAAUAUAAUUUGGCAUGUUUGAAUGGGCACUGUUAGGGAUUAAGCAUUGAUAAACUAAUGAGUGUUUGAUCAAAAUUGUUUCUAAUAUAUAGGCUUAUCAAAAAUUCGUUUUAUUUCGUCAAAACAUGUUCUGUAGAGUAACCUAUUGUUGUUUCUGAUGUUGAUCGUUCAGAGUUCUUGGAGGGAUCAACAUAAUUAUAUGAAUGAAUUUCAGGGGGCAAAUUUUAAAUUUCCAA
Molecule: messenger RNA, 1649 nt
Organism: Gossypium raimondii (Peruvian cotton)
Lineage: Eukaryota; Viridiplantae; Streptophyta; Magnoliopsida; Malvales; Malvaceae
Product: ubiquitin receptor RAD23b
Exons: 11
Coding region: 267-1355 (362 amino acids)
Biological process (GO): nucleotide-excision repair; proteasome-mediated ubiquitin-dependent protein catabolic process
Cellular component (GO): cytosol; nucleoplasm
Molecular function (GO): polyubiquitin modification-dependent protein binding; ubiquitin binding; damaged DNA binding
Source: RefSeq, a predicted model, not a curated record